Messenger RNA from Bactrocera neohumeralis, 1835 nucleotides. Its product is annotated as mitochondrial import inner membrane translocase subunit TIM50-C-like. The transcript is spliced from 5 exons. The record is from RefSeq and is a predicted model, not a curated record. The coding region runs from base 126 to 1325 and encodes 399 amino acids. Gene Ontology annotation, molecular function: phosphoprotein phosphatase activity. NCBI's taxonomy places the organism in Eukaryota, Metazoa, Arthropoda, Insecta, Diptera, Tephritidae.
AUGACAGAUGUCGGAAAAUUCCUUUUAGCUGCAUGAGAUUGAAGGUUAAUACAGCCGGUGGAAUGAAUUAGAAGUAUACUUAAAGUGGGAUUUAUUAAUAAAACAUUUGAGUGUAGGGGCAAAAUAUGGUAAUGGCACGAAAAGGAGUCCUUAGCGUGAUACAAAGAUUAGGAUCCGCCACCAAAUUAGGGUGGCAUCGAUUUGGAGAACAAAAAUGUCGCGCAUUAAGUAACCAUCAUCGAGGAUUACAUGUUUCCACAGCUAUCCAAAUUUUUGGACGAAAGUCGGACUGCCAACAAUUUGGAAGAUUAUAUACAACAGAAAGUACAAAGAAAGCAUCGAGUCCAGAGAUUUUGUCAAAGUUGUUCCCCCAAACUGCAGCCAAUGUUGACGAAGAGACUGAACGCGAAAGAAAACGCAAAGAAGAGGAGGAGGCAAAGGAAAAUGAAAAGGCUUGGAAACGAAUGAAAAUAGGGUUUGCAGUAUUUGGAGGUAGUGGUCUUGCACUAGCCAUAUGGGCUGUAUAUGAGUUCGGAAAACCCGAGGUAGAUGCCGAAGGACAAGUAAUCGAAGAUGAAUUUAGUAAAAGCCCAGUAAUUCAACAGUAUAUACAGCGUAUGUGGAAAUCUAUGAAUUACUACCAAAAAAUGAUUCAGGAGCCAUCACGCGAUAAGCUUUUACCAGAUCCUUUAAAACACCCAUACAUACAGCCGCCUUACACAUUAGUACUAGAAAUGAAAGAUGUUCUUGUACAUCCAGAUUGGACAUACCAAACUGGAUGGCGGUUUAAAAAACGACCCGGUGUUGACCAUUUCUUGCAAGAAUGUUCAAAGCAUUUCGAAAUUGUCGUAUUUACUGCAGAACAAGGAAUGACGGUAUUUCCUAUUUUAGAUGCUCUGGACCCAAAUGGCUAUAUCAUGUAUCGUUUGGUACGCGAUGCAACUCAUUUUGUGGAUGGACACCACGUUAAAAAUUUAGACAAUUUAAACCGAGAUCUAAGGAAGGUCAUAGUCGUGGAUUGGGAUCAAAACGCAACUAAGUUGCACCCUGAUAAUACUUUUAACAUUGCCAGAUGGCUAGGUAAUGAUGACGACUCGCAACUACUUGAUUUGAUAUCAUUUUUAAAAACUCUGGCAUCUGCUGAAGUUGAGGACGUUCGCGAUGUGCUACAUUACUAUCGGCAGUUCGAUGAUCCCAUAGCUCAAUUCAGAGAAAACCAACGCCUUUUACUAGAGCAAAUGCAAGAGAAAGAACGAGAGGAGCAAACCAAAUCGAAACCAAUUGUGAAAAAAUGGACUCCAAGCUUUCUUGGGCGGUCAUCUUAAGCGGAAACGCCUGAUAAAUUCUUAUUCGCUGUUUUGCAUAGCUUUUAUUCAUUAAAAUGAAAAGUUUCCUUCAUUUAAAGAUGGUCCUUUUACUUUAGGCUGUCACAAGGCAUAUACAUACAUACUGACACGGUAGAAAAUUUAUACUUCUAAGUUUUUAUCUUUCCCUUUAUUUAGUUCAACAAAAUCUAUUAGCUUUCAAUACAUGAAAAUAAUCGAUAUGACAGAAAAUGUAUACUUCUCUGAUUUUUUUUCUUUUCUCUAUUUGGUUAAAAAAAAUUUAUUAUCUUUCGUUAAUUUUCAUAUUUUGAAUAUAUCGAAGGAUAAUGGAUUUUGUUGAAUUGAAAAUCGGAGAAGUAUAUAUUUUCUACCGAAUCGGUAUGUAUAAUCAUAAUAAUCAUUGUUAUAAUUAAGUAGAUAAGACAAUUAUGUCUACACUCUUAUUUUAAUUAUUAGUCGACACCACUUUUGUAUACUUAAAUUUGUCAAUAAAUAAAUUAUAUUAUUUAA